This is a messenger RNA of Dichomitus squalens LYAD-421 SS1, 747 nucleotides long. RefSeq lists its product as uncharacterized. The transcript is spliced from 3 exons. Lineage: Eukaryota; Fungi; Basidiomycota; Agaricomycetes; Polyporales; Polyporaceae. The annotation marks the transcript as partial. The record is from RefSeq and is a predicted model, not a curated record. Gene Ontology annotation, biological process: secondary metabolite biosynthetic process.
GCCGCCUUCCUCGACGCGCUGGUCGGACUCGUAGACCCACGAAGCACGCGUUUGAACAAACGCUGCACCUCUAUCUCGGAAUCGCCCACGAACCCAAGUCGCCUUCUAGCCCAUUUCACAGAUGGCACUACGCAUGAAACGGAUGUCGUUCUUGGCGCAGACGACAUCAAGAGCGCGGUGCGCCACUUCGUAGUCGCCGGGCGAACCGCCAAGAACCUUGCAAUCAGCAAUGCUAUCGCAUGUCGUAGUUCAAUUCCAUACGCCCAGCUCGAUUCCGCUGGCUGCAAGGCCAAAUUGACGGAUCAUUCUGCGUGCUUCCUCGGGCCAGGCAAGUUACCAAUACACUGUUUUCCGUCGCUUCUACAGCUCAAGAUCGCGGCUUUGUCGGCUAGGUACGACGUCCCCAUAGGGUCCCAGAACCUGCCGGAAGGUACUCCUCGGGUCGACCAAGUGUCUCGGGAAGACAUUCAGAAGGCCUUCGACGGAUGGGGCGUCGACGUGGUGACGCUUCUCCGAUUCACGCCGGAGAAGACGGUGCCUUGGUCUGUUUACGUCGUGUGCCCCCAUCUGAGAGAUACAGCAAGGGGCAUGCGGCUCUUCUGUGAGACGCAGUAUGCUCACGGUACGCUCCCUCACCUCGGUGCUGGUGCGGGACAGGGCCUAGAGGACGCGCUUCUGCUUGUUCGCUUACUCAGACACACCGAAACGCAGACCGAGAACCUGCAGGUCCGUCGCUCAGCUUGCUGA